Messenger RNA from Limulus polyphemus (Atlantic horseshoe crab), 1165 nucleotides. RefSeq names its product embryonic protein UVS.2-like. The transcript is spliced from 3 exons. The record is from RefSeq and is a predicted model, not a curated record. The coding region runs from base 295 to 783 and encodes 162 amino acids. NCBI's taxonomy places the organism in Eukaryota, Metazoa, Arthropoda, Merostomata, Xiphosura, Limulidae. Gene Ontology annotation, molecular function: serine-type endopeptidase activity.
UGUUGACCAGUGUUCCACCCUUUUUGACAGAAAUAUUUUGUUUUAUUUAUAAAAAUUGUAUCCUGAUCUAGCAAAAUUAGAUUAAUCGCACAUCGCUGUAUAUCAGUGGUGCUAUCACAUGGUAUUGUUCACAGACCACCUGAAUACUCGUCUGUUUUUAUUGAUUUUUAAUUAAAUAGUAAUAAUUUAACAGAAGCUGUUUGUUCUUUACGUAUCAUGUAUUAGAUUUUUUUUAUUGUUAUUGUUACAGUGACACCUCCCCCACCAAGAUGCAGCUAUUAUAUAGCUCAAAGAAUGGGAAAUAUAAUCAGCAGUGGCUACCCAGUCAGUUACCCUAACAACAUGGACUGUACAUAUACCAUCACUAAGCUCAGUGGCGACAUCUGCUGGCUUAAAAUCACAUUUGUAGAUUUUUCUUUGCAGACGAGCGACAACUGCACAAGAGAUUAUUUAGAAAUUAGCGUGGGUAAUCGCUUUUGUGGCAACGUACAAAAAAAUCUCGUUGAAAUGUAUCCUUUUGCUACGGGAGUAAACUAUAUCAACCUUAAGUUCAUCACCGAUAACAGCAGCACCAGCCGAGGUUUUAAUCUUGCAUACCAAUUAGUCCGUUGUGAUGAAUUUCCAUCGUCUACAGAGUCACCUCAACAAAUAACCACUGCUGAGUACAAAUAUACUUCAUCUGAACCAGAAACAACAACAGUAGAACCGGUCACGGAGUCCGAAACAACCUCAGGCCGUGGUAGAAUCUCCAAAGAUUUGGACAUACCAGAUGCAGAUGAAUGAAGAGUUGUAUAAACCUAACCUUGUUUAAUCCUCCUCAACCAAAGUGAUCUGGAUCCUGAAUAAUGCAGAUGAAUGAAGAGUUGUAUAAACCUAACCUUGUUUAAUCCUCCUCAACCAAAGUGAUCUGGAUCCUGAAUAAAAAUUGUGCUUCAAUUUCUGUUUAUAUUAACACCAAAAAAUAAUUUCAAUCAGUAACAAAGGAAUUAGGUUUACCAUUGACUUUAAGUUAAAUAUUUAACAGCAUAUGAACAAAGCUUUGUAAAACGAAAACAGCGAAUAUCUAAGAAGUACAAAAAAUCUAUUUCUGUUUUACAAAUAAGUACAGUAUUAAAGCCAUUAAUAUAACAAAAUUUUAUGUUUAUACUCAUAUUCUAUUUUCUUU